Molecule: messenger RNA, 1970 nt
Organism: Lingula anatina
Lineage: Eukaryota; Metazoa; Brachiopoda; Lingulata; Lingulida; Lingulidae
Product: small ribosomal subunit protein uS10m
Biological process (GO): translation
Cellular component (GO): ribosome; mitochondrion; mitochondrial small ribosomal subunit
Molecular function (GO): structural constituent of ribosome
Source: RefSeq, a predicted model, not a curated record
CUUACGGGUCACUGGAAGGCUAUGCCAUUAUGGACCCUGAUUUUUUAAUAUUGUUUAGGCCUUGAGUAGAAGUAUUUAAACCUGAAGUGUUGUGAUUGUUGAAGCAUGGAAAGUAUUUUUAAUAGAAUUAAACGUUACAAUAGAAGUGAAUGGGAUUUUUAAUAGUGGUUUGUAACCUUCAAACGAUUUAUUUGUGCCCUGAGUGCCCUCUAGCGGAAAACUAAUAAAAUGGCGGCUACCAUAUUACCACGAGCUUGCACAAGGAUUUCACGAAUUUUCGGUACUGCAUGGUUUGAGAAGAGCAUCUUGCAGAUGUGUGCUGUAAGGAUCAACCAAGUUGAACACACUCUUAAGAUAAAAAGGCAGAGAUUCCCAAUGGUGCACCAAAGCAUUUGUAGCUGUAGACAUUAUAGUACAGAUACAACAGAGUCAAGAGAUCCACCUGGAGCAGAGCCUACAUCAGAAAAUAAUGGCUCACAAGAGAACUCUGAGAGACAUGAUGGUAUUUCUGAUACAACCGAACCUGAACUCUCAGAAACACAACAAACAAACUUUCAAGAUGCAGCAGCACGUGAUCAGAUGGAGAAUUUAGAAACCCGAGAGUUAAAAACUGAAGCAGUUUCAGAUGAAGUUAGCCAUUCUUUAGGAGAAACUGUAUGUGAAGAAGUGAAACAAGAGGUGGACUUUGCUGCUGAUGAAGAAACUUUAUCUAUAGGUGAAGAAGACAGAGGAGAAUCUUUAAAGCACAAUGAACCAGAUGUGUUGUACAGAAAAGUUGCUGUGGAAAUCAAAGGCCAUGAUAAAAGGGUACUUAAAACUUAUGCUGCUGUCAUGAAGACUGUUGCAGAAAGACUGGAUAUUCAAAUUCGAAUGUGGAAUCCCCCAAGAGUGAUUGAGAGGAUGACUCUGCUGAAAUCUGCAUUUGUACAUAAAAAACACCGAAGACAGUAUGAAAUGAGGACACAUUUCCAUGUUGUAGAGCUCCAGCGUGUAACUGGAAGCACUACUGAUACGUAUUUAGAGUACAUCCAGAGGAAUAUACCAGAAGGAAUUGCCAUGAGGGUCACCAAGCAUCAGCUGGUAAAGCUACCAGAAGAAAUUUCACAGACCAUGGAAAGUUGAUUCUUAAGGACAUGUUCUGAGGCCGAUUACCCAAGUUUCUGCUUAAAAAUGGACCUAGGUCUGUUAGAAAAAUCUUCAAAAAAUAAAGGAUAAAACUGUUCUUUUUGCAUUUGGUACAGGGAAAAUGCAUUAUACAAUAGCACAGUUACAUGCAUAAUGACCACAAGGAUAGCUGCCAAAAUAAUUAGACAAUUGGAAUUCCCUUGUUUUAUCAAGGCUUCAAUCCUGAUGAUCUAAUUUCUUUUCGGUUGAUUCAAUUUAUCUUUCUAUCAUUUUUGGAAGACACAAGUGAAGUAUAGACAUUUUCAAUAAAGAAAUUUAUUAAAGAAAUUGAUACAAAAUGAAAUCAGUCUUCCUUGGAUCUUCUUGGUCACAAGAUUUUUCCUCAUCAAAAUUGUUUAUGGUGCAUGUUAUCCAGCAAAAGAAAAAUCCUUCACUUUCAGGAAAUGAUCAGUUCAGUUGUACUACAAUGCUGGAUCUAUGCCAUCAAUGUGGAUUGAGACUUGAAGCAAAAAGAAGCAGGACCUCUGAACUUCUUACCUCCCUCAUGUCACAAUAUAUAUUCACAGAUGCAAUGAUUUGUCCUUUAUAUACAUAAAAUAAAAACAAAGUUUGCAACUGUUAGGGAAAAAUAUAAAGUAAAAGGACUAAGUAGCAGUUCAUAAUACUUUUUUUUUUUACACCAUCCUUGAUGUUACUUAAUUUCUGGCACGGAAUCGGUGCUCCCUACUUUGUUGCAAUUUUUUUCCUUUUAACAUGCUUGCUGAAGUUCUUUAGCAAGACGUUUCAACAGGAACGAUUGUUGAGCUCGCAGGUAUUCCAGUGUACGUAUUUCUCCAGUUUAUAAC